AUGGAACAGGCCAACCACACAAGCACCCCUUUUUUCCUACUUGCUGGUUUCAUGAUCCCAUACUCCCUGAGACCACUAGCCUUCCUGGGGAGUCUGAGUGUAUACAUUCUCACACUGAUGGGGAACUUGUUCAUCAUUAUGCUAGUGAAGGCAGACCCCGGGCUGCACACACCCAUGUACUUCUUCCUCAGCGUGCUGUCCUUCCUGGAGUUGUGGUAUGUGAGUACCACAGCCCCCACACUGCUGCGCUCACUUCUCUGGGGGCAAACCUCCAUGCCCUCAGCUGCAUGCUUCAUCCAGCUCUAUGCUUUCCAUGCAUUGGGAUUGACUGAAUGCUACCUGUUGGGUGCCAUGGCACUGGAUCGCUACCUAGCCAUCUGCCACCCACUGCAUUAUCACUUACUCAUGAGUCCACAGCUGCGGGUGGCGCUGGCUGGUGCCUCCUGGGCAGCUGGCUUCUCAGCUGCCCUGGUGCCAGCCAGCCUUAUGGCAACCAUGCCUUUCUGUUUGACUGAGGUAGCUCACUACUUCUGUGACCUGGCUCCUCUCAUGCGCCUGGCAUGCAUAGACACAGGCUGGCACAAACGCAUCAUCAGCGCUUUUAUCGGCACCAUCAAUGGCUCUGACUUCUUUUGCAUUGUGGGUCUGUAUGGUGGUAUCAUUAGGGCUGUGUUAAGGCUGCCAUCUGGGGCCAGUCGAGUCAAGGCUUUCUCUACCUGCUCCUCACAUGUGACAGUAGUGGCACUGUUCUUCGGCUCUGCCUUCAUAGUCUACUCGGGGGCUUCUGGAAGCCACAUGGAACGCACUGAUAGGUAUAUUGCCUUGGUUUAUGCCUUGAUUACACCUUUAUUCAACCCCAUAAUCUAUACCCUGCGCAACAAGGAGGUGAAGGAAGCCGUAUGGAGGAUCUUCCAGAGGUUCCGAACACUCCAGGGACUCUGA
This is a messenger RNA of Suncus etruscus (white-toothed pygmy shrew), 942 nucleotides long. RefSeq names its product olfactory receptor 6N2-like. The transcript has a single exon. Gene Ontology annotation, biological process: G protein-coupled receptor signaling pathway. Gene Ontology annotation, cellular component: membrane. The record is from RefSeq and is a predicted model, not a curated record. Bases 1 to 942 code for a protein of 313 amino acids. Lineage: Eukaryota; Metazoa; Chordata; Mammalia; Eulipotyphla; Soricidae. Gene Ontology annotation, molecular function: G protein-coupled receptor activity; olfactory receptor activity.